UCCUUCGGAGCCACACAUCCUCGUGUCGCGGUACAAUAAGCCCUAUUUUUUGCCAAAAACUUUCAGUGAACGCAAUCUUGUUUACAAAUAUUUAAAAAUGAAGAAAAAGACUUUUAUCAAUUUGUUGAUAUUAUUGGCUAUAAAUUGUUUUUAUGUGUCGGGAGGUGAUAUAGAUUUUUCUGAAAAAAAUGGCGAAUUUUACACUGACGAUGCUGUUUAUAUAAACGCUGUGGAGCGAACGAAGCGUGAAUCAAACAAUACACGCGACGAAAAACAACUUUUAUAUUUACAAACAAGACAGACGCAUGAUGAAAGUUUUGGCUUAGAUUGUGAAACAACACUAGGGAAAAAAGGAACAUGCAAGAGUUUCCGCGAUUGUUACCCAUUAUUCAAAGUGGCUGAGUUGUCUGGAUAUGAUGGCUGGGUGAUGGGCCACUAUGACACAUGCAGCUACAUCAGUGGAGAUAACACUGAGGUAUUUGGUGUAUGCUGCACGGAACCGGUAGGCACGCCACCGCAACAAGAACCUGAUGUACAAAGGCUGGGUAUCCUUAGACCCGCCAUACCUCUGCAAAUACCUGGUUUCCCAGGACGCUCCCAGCCAUUCGCGUUUGCUUCUCAAUGGCUGUACAAUAACGCAAACCAAAGACAGAUACCAGCGCAAUGGCCGCCCACGAUACCGCCACUGCCAACUCAUCCACCAAACCACACGCCAGCAACCCACCCUCCUUCUUUAAUUGGUGGGCAAGUUACGCCUGUGCGGCCUACGAUCCCUUCACAGACUCCGCCAACCACGACCUGGGGUACGAGACCGCCAAGCACGACAAAACAAACAUGGCCCCCAUUAUACCCGACCCAACCGACCAAACCUCCAACGCAACCAGGAACUGACAGCUCAUGCGGUAUCAAAAAUGGAGCCCAGACUUACGAGAGCACCCAAGAUGAGGAAAGGAUUGUUGGAGGACACAACGCCGAGUUAAACGAAUGGCCCUGGAUAGUGGCUCUGUUCAAUAAUGGUCGCCAAUUCUGUGGAGGCUCCUUAAUAGAUAAUUCGCAUGUUCUGACAGCGGCGCAUUGUGUGGCACACAUGACAUCCUGGGAUGUUGCUCGUCUUACAGCCAGAUUGGGUGACUACAACAUAAGAACGAAUUCUGAAACUCAACAUAUAGAGAGGAAGAUCAAAAGAGUUGUCAGGCAUAGAGGAUUUGAUAUGCGCACUUUGUACAACGAUGUGGCUAUCUUGACACUGGAUCAACCAGUCACAUUUACGAAGAAUAUUCGACCCGUUUGUUUACCUUCGGGGGGAAGAGCUUAUGCCGGUCUCACGGCUACCGUCAUUGGAUGGGGAAGCCUUAGAGAGAGUGGACCACAACCGUCUGUUUUACAAGAAGUAUCGAUACCAAUAUGGUCCAAUGCAGAGUGCCGCCUCAAGUACGGCUCUGCGGCUCCGGGUGGUAUAGUAGAACAUAUGAUUUGCGCAGGAAAAGCGAGCAUGGAUUCUUGCAGCGGUGACAGUGGCGGUCCUUUAAUGGUGAAUGAAGGUGGUCGCUGGACUCAAGUGGGUGUCGUGUCGUGGGGAAUUGGUUGCGGUAAAGGUCAAUACCCCGGCGUUUACACACGCGUCACCGCCUUCUUACCAUGGAUUCAAAAGAACUCUAAAUAAAACAUCAAUUCGGGAUACACGAUACGAAAUACUUUUCAGCGGUACGAAAAGUUCAAAAAACACAUCAAUUAUUUUAAGAAAGAUGAUACCAUUUGUCUUUCUUAAUAAAUUGAUUUUUUUACCUACUUCCUAUUAGAAAUUGUAUGUGCCAAUUUAGGAUAUAAUAAAAUAAUUGUGUACCUUGAAA
Molecule: messenger RNA, 1850 nt
Organism: Colias croceus (clouded yellow)
Lineage: Eukaryota; Metazoa; Arthropoda; Insecta; Lepidoptera; Pieridae
Product: proclotting enzyme-like
Exons: 12
Coding region: 98-1663 (521 amino acids)
Biological process (GO): proteolysis
Molecular function (GO): serine-type endopeptidase activity
Source: RefSeq, a predicted model, not a curated record